AUGCAGAUACAGAAUGAUGCCCCAAUUCCAGAAGCUUUUCCUGGUCCUGGUUCUUUAACGUGCCAAGUGUUUAAGCACUCAUACAAAGGACCUAGAUUUAAAGUCUCAUCUGAAAGACUGUACACAGAUUUAUUACGUAGUACACAGGAUCUAUUAAGCGCGCCAAUAUUCAAUAUUCAAAGACGGCAAAAACUUCGUCUCAUAUCUAAUAUCAUCUCCCCAAUAAAGACAUACAACAAGAAAAGUGAAAUUGCUCAAGCAAAUUAUCAGAAGAAGACCUUCAAAGCUGCAAUCGGUGAAAUUCACUGUCCUGCUGACAGUGUCAAAUGUGAAAGUGAAUCGAAAAUGCAGGAACUGCUGGGGGUUGUGUGGUUGAGGCUAGAUCUGACGGAUGGGAGGAUGAGUGCAGAAGCCUGCGUAGAAAGAUUCGACGCAUGGAGGAGCCAAUUACUGCUUUAGAGAGUCAGAAUACAAAAGUGGAGGACCCCGAAUUAUAAGCUGUGGAACAUCUUAGUGAUACUCAAGAAGUCUUGGUUACAAUAGCAAAGACUAUCUUCACUGUGGAGGAACUUAGAACCCACUCUAGGACUGGAAAGAUGACCAAUAAGUGUAAGGAUUCCCCGAGACACCACUUGAACCCUCGA
Ruditapes philippinarum (Manila clam) is the source of this 644-nucleotide messenger RNA. RefSeq lists its product as uncharacterized. Lineage: Eukaryota; Metazoa; Mollusca; Bivalvia; Venerida; Veneridae. The record is from RefSeq and is a predicted model, not a curated record. The transcript is spliced from 4 exons. Bases 1 to 459 code for a protein of 152 amino acids.